ACUCAAGUGCAAUGGCUUUAUAGGCAACCCACUGGUUCCAGGUAGGUAAGCGGGUAAUCCUACAAACAUUUAUAACUUAACAAGCACUCGGAGCCGCCUACUACGCAGUAGGGUACCAGGUAGUCAUUGCCCCUGCGUAAGGUGAUUGCAAAAAUGCUGACCCAAUUUACACAAACAGCUGGAUGGCAGUUUCUCAGCGCUACACUUGGCCUCAUUUUCCUCGAGGUAAGCAAAUAAAAAACAAACACUUAGUUCAGGGACAGACAACAAAGCUGUUUCUAAUGCUCGAUCCAGCUAUAGGCGAAUUCGACGACUACGAGUAUAAAAGUCGCAACAUUCUUUGCAUAGCACAUAGUUUACCUGAGUUCUUGGACGCGAGCCUUUUGAAAAAAAUUUUCCAAACUUUAUUAUCUUUAAAUUACAAAAAAAUGUUGCUGCUACUCAGCUUGGCCUGCCUCGGCGCAGUCGUCAUUGAACCUGCCGCCGCCAGUACGCGUAUUAUAGGCGGCAACUUUGCGCUGCUGGGCCAGUUCCCGCACCAGGUCUCAUUACAACUGCGCGGACGUCAUCACUGCGGUGGUUCACUCAUAUCGCCUACUAUGAUUGUCACUGCCGCCCAUUGCACAAUUGGACAGAGUCCGUCGCAAAUGCGCGUCAUCGCCGGUACGGUGGAUUUGCUUACCCGCAAUGGCAAGUCCUUUGAUAUUGCCAAGUUCAUCAUACAUCCACAAUAUAAUAAGCAGACACAAGACUACGAUCUCUCGCUCAUACAACUGAGCACGCCGGUGACGUUGGAUGAUAAUAUCGGUGUGAUUGCAUUGGCUGAUAUGGAGGCGAAUCACGCGGCCGACACGGUUGGCACUAUCAGCGGUUUUGGUGCUGUCAAUGGUAAUUUGCAGCUGCCCAAUCGCUUGAAGUAUGCCCGCGUGCAGUUGUGGAGUCGUGACUUCUGCAAUCCGAAGAACAUUCCCGGCAUUACGGAUCGUAUGGUGUGUGCUGGCCAUCCAAGUGGUCAAGUGAGCGCCUGCCAAGGCGACUCUGGCGGUCCAUUGACAGUGGAUAACAAACUCUUUGGCGUCGUGUCAUGGGGUUUCGGUUGUGGCGCAGCUGGUAAACCGGCUAUGUACACUUACAUCGGUGCACUGCGCUCUUGGAUCAAACAGAACUCUGGUGUUUAAUGUGACAUGCGAUACGAUUAAUAGGAAAUGAUAAAAAUAAAGU
Molecule: messenger RNA, 1221 nt
Organism: Bactrocera dorsalis (oriental fruit fly)
Lineage: Eukaryota; Metazoa; Arthropoda; Insecta; Diptera; Tephritidae
Product: trypsin-1
Exons: 1
Coding region: 183-1178 (331 amino acids)
Biological process (GO): proteolysis
Molecular function (GO): serine-type endopeptidase activity
Source: RefSeq, a predicted model, not a curated record